AUGAAGCUUCUCGUAGUCCUUGGUGUCUUCUCCAUUCUCUGUGCUCAAAUUGUCGAUUCUGCUCAUGUUUCGGAACAGGACAAGAAAGCGGCCAUUAAAUUUUACAAUAGAGCCCGUAACAACUUUGCAAAGGAAGUUCCGGUGGCCAAUAUGAAUGAGAUUGUGUACGACGACUCUCUCGAAAACAAGUAUCCGAUAUGCGAACAUGCUUUGCAACUUGAAAAACAAGACUCCCGUGUUCAAGUAUUCCAUCGCCUCGACUUCACCGGCCCUGAUUCCUCAGGUAUAUAUACACACGAAGAGGCGAAGAAACUGGCAAUGGAAACUGGUGAAAAAAAAGUUCGAGAUGAGAUAUGGUUUCUCAACCCUUCCCAUACUCGACUCGCAUGCCACUUAUUUGAAAAACCUUGCCCUAAAAAAGAAAAUCUAAAAGGGCUGUGCAUUUUUGCAGGGUCCGAAAAUGUUCCGCCAAUGAGUAAAUUAAUAAAAGGAGAACCUGGAUCAAAAUGCCCGAAUGGAAAGUCUGAGAAGUGGGAGAAUCUGUGUAAAACAUCGAUUUCGUCUACAAUCUCUUAUCUUGGCUCCGUUCUCUUUUUCGUGAUCUUCAUGAGUUUCUAUUGA
Caenorhabditis remanei is the source of this 621-nucleotide messenger RNA. RefSeq lists its product as uncharacterized. NCBI's taxonomy places the organism in Eukaryota, Metazoa, Nematoda, Chromadorea, Rhabditida, Rhabditidae. The transcript has 3 exons. Bases 1 to 621 code for a protein of 206 amino acids. The record is from RefSeq and is a predicted model, not a curated record.